Magallana angulata is the source of this 1687-nucleotide messenger RNA. Its product is annotated as PHD finger protein 24-like. Gene Ontology annotation, molecular function: calcium ion binding. Lineage: Eukaryota; Metazoa; Mollusca; Bivalvia; Ostreida; Ostreidae. The coding region runs from base 36 to 1055 and encodes 339 amino acids. The record is from RefSeq and is a predicted model, not a curated record. The transcript is spliced from 7 exons.
CUGACUAAGUACCAGUAGUAAGUUCGUGGACAGUCAUGGACAAAACCGGACAAAAAUGGCACAAGUUCCUCCCCAGAGCGGCCCUUGUGGGCUCGCUUCUGAAACACUGCAAAGAUCAUCUUCAAAUUCGACAGGAGCUGAGGGAGUUUAUGAAUGAAAUGAAAAAGGACUCCCAGAAGACACAGGAGGACCUCAAAGAUGAGGACUCUGUGGUACGGGAGUGGUACAUCAGGAGGAAAUCGAACGCGGCGUCCGUCGGUCUGACGCACAGGGACCUACUGAUGCGUCAUCAGGAGAAUGAGGUUUGUCACAUAUGUAGAAAAGAGUUCGAAGCCUGUGAAGAGCAGUAUCCAUGUCGAAUAUGUGACAAAGUGUUCCACAAAGAUUGUGUUCUUUCCCUAAAGGAACUGCACCCGUCCCAUCUUACCGCCAUAAAGAGAGCCAACACCAGUGUCGGUUGGAGCUGCCCAGAGUGUGACGACCUGAGUUUACUUUUAAAAGAAAAGGAUCUACAAAGCAUCAUAGAUACUUUCGAUGAAGAAAUCAAUCCUAAAGGAGGACAAAUCACAUUUGAAGAAUUCAUUGAAUACAAGAAAAAACAAUAUGGACGUCAUGUGACAGAGGAUGAACGCAAACAGUUUGAUCUCGAAUUUCGAUUGGUUGAUACAGACGGCAGCGGGACGAUUGAUUGGUGGGAAUUUCUUAAUUUCCAAGCAAAAACGAAAAUUGCUUCAAGGGAACAGGCUGAGUUAGUUCACUUGCUGACGGAAAAAGAAGUGAUGAUGGCAAAGAUUGCCUUCUCCCGGUUGGACAUCAACAAUGAUGGCAGCAUUACGGAACACGAAGCACGGAAGGUGUUCGAUGAGUAUUUUAGUUGUCUCAACAUAUCUGAUGGGAGGAAGAAUACUGGUUCAGAGACGUAUGCCAAGCAUGCCCUUGAACGUGCCAUGUCAUUAGAUGUAAAAGAAAUGGGAUCAGUAACAUGGGAUGAAUUUCUUAAUGGUCAGGCACAAUAUAUCAUUGCUGUUCGCCCAAAUAUGACAGAGUUGAAAUGAAGAAAGCGUGUUGUCGUUUUUGUGAAUUUUUUUAGAGAUAGUUGCAAGCCAUUAAAUGAUUAUUAGAGACAAUGCUAAAGAAGUUGCAAGCCAUCGAAUGAUUAUUAGAGAAAAUGCUAUAGAUUUGCUUGGUAAAUUGUGUUGUGUAAGAGAAUUUUAAAAAAAAUUGCAUAAAUUGCAUUAAAUGUUGUAGAAUUCAAAUUAAGACAUCAAAACCAUUGCCAAUGCAUAAGGUUUAUUUGCUAUAUAAUUAAAAUUAUAUUGAUUAUAACAAUAAUACAAUUAUGUAACAAAAACUGUCCAAAUAAUUAAGUAGAUGAUCCAGUUGCUUUGAUUUUUUCACAACACAUGAGUACAUAUGACUUGGACUACAUGAGUUAAUAUCAAUUCAUAAAUGGGCGACAACUCUCAAACAAAACUACUGUGAUUAUUAACUAGCAGAAAACAAGAUAAAAAGAUUUAUUAUUACAAUGACUUACAUGUAAAUAAAAAGUUCUGAGGCAUUAUUUUUAUAGUAUAAAUAAUCAUGACUAUAGAGUGCAUCAUUCAUAAUCAAACAAUAUUCAACCAAUGGCACCCCAAAAAGUUGUUAACAGACGCAUGUUAUGUUAAUAAAAGUACCUGGUUUUCUA